AUGCAAUCCACCCAGUGGCGCUGCGAAGCUUGCAAUGCUUCAUUCCAGCGGCCCGAGCACUAUCAGCGCCACAUCCGCACUCAUACCAAGGAAAAGCCCUUUGCUUGUGUCGAGUGCGGUCAACAGUUCAGUCGAGUAGACUCACUUGCUCGCCAUCACAGCACAAGACAUGAACACAUCGUCCCCAAUGGCAGCGCGCAUACCAGUGAGCGACGCCGGGUAGCGCAGGCAUGCAAGCAAUGCAACUUGUCCAAAGUUCGCUGUGACGGACAGAAACCGUGUCAGAGGUGUCAGAAAAAUGGGGCCAACUGUGUUUACCAGUCACCCCAGAAGCGCAAGCUCGCGAAUGCUGCUGCUACAACGCACCCUUCAAUCUCAAAACGGCACCGUGGUACAGCUACACCUCAGAACUGGGAAUCUUCUCUCACACCGGAAUCAACCCAGCUCCCAGAGGACAUUAUUUCACCACCACCACCUACCAUGCAUUCAAUGACUCAACUGCAGCCUACAACGUCAAGAGUAAAUGCCAGGAGCAUGGAAAACGUGGAGGCGUAUGGAAGUGGCAGUCACCUUACGAACCACGUUCCAGCAACUACGCACGAGAGUACACCGGCCUUGCUCGCCACCGAUGCGAUGGGGUUUGAGAGCUUCCUGGGCCUUGACAUCGAUGCUAAUGUGUUAUCUGGUAUCCUAGAGCAGACCCCUCCAUUGAACGAUGGUCCGAAUGAUUUGUGGUUGGCCUCAGCAGAGACGGAGUCCUCAUCUUCCCCUUUAUAUACAGUCUCGAGGGUAGCUCGUCCAUUCUUACCGUUGACACCAAGUGUAGUUGCCGAAAUCUACGGUUAUGAUCACUCUCUGGAAAUUGACGAAGCCAUGGAACCAAGACGGUAUUCCCCAACUGCUAUCACUAUCGAUGCGCAGCUGUCCUUCCCAGACAUGGAGGGCCUGCCUAUAGAACGAGUGGACGAAGAGAACUUUGCCCACGUGAACGACGUGCCUGCUGCAGCGGUGGAAGAAGUACAUCGUGUGGCGCGGGUCAUGCAAGGAAACCCGACCUUUCCACCAUUCACUGAGCUGAAAAUUCCACCCUUGCCAGUAAUCAAUUCUUGGGUGCAGCUGUACUUUGAGCACUUCCAUCCUGUUUUCCCUAUAUUGCACAAGCCGUCUUUCUGUACACCGGGCACGCAUUGGCUCCUUAUCUUUGUCGUGAGUGCUAUCGGCGCUCAAUUCUCCGGGCUCCCACAUGCGCAGACCUGUUCGAGAGCUAUGCACGAGCUGGUGAGACGUCAGUCCAUGCAUCUGUGUGAGAAUUUGAAUGUACAUGCCCGGGAGCUGUGGCUUAUGCGGGUCUUCCUUCUCAACCAACUGGGGCUGCGAUACUCUGGCGAACGGAGGGCCCUAGAAGUCGCUGAAGUGUACCAAGCGGUUCCAGUUACCGUGGCUCGGCGAAGUCAGAUCUUCAGAAGCAUUGUAUCCCUCCAGAAAAUCCAUCAGCUAGAGCUUCCAAAUGCCCAAAAAUGGCAAAUCUGGACUCUGGAUGAGGAGAGGCGACGCACCGGUUACGCUAUCUGGGUUACUAGCGAUACAGCUUUCUCCAUACAUUUUGAUUUGUCGUCUAUAGUACGGGAUGAUGAGAUGCAGAAUACCCUGCCCCAGGAAGAGGAGCUCUGGGAAGCGGCGACAGCACAGGGCUGGGCUAUUUUCCCAAAACACACAAGCCGAAAUAAACCCUCUACAUUGGAGCACAUUGCUUCUGAUAGAAACUGGUCGGCUGUCUGGCGUAAAACUGGCACUCUUGGGAAGCAAGCUAUUAUUCAGCUCCUACUCAAUGCCGUCAGUGGUUACCAGAACUUCCCAGGAUCCUCAUCAUCUGAUCUAAGUGAAGUGGAUAGAGAUUUGAGACAACUCUUGGAGAUCACAGAGAAUGAGGAAGAAUGUUCCUCCCAUGAGCUCAAAGUCUGCGCGACUCACAGGCUCAUGAUUCUCUAUGCCCUCAUGGUCAACAAUAUCCCGAAACUGCCAUUACUACCUACAGCAUUGAAGAUCAAGGGCCGGCAGCUGAGUGAGUUUGACUUGGGCAAAAUAGCUGAUGAAUGGGGCGCUGUGUCACAUAAAGGAAGAUCAGCCAUCUUUUACGCCGCACGGGUACUCGAAACCGUGCGAUCCCAUCACUGUGCACAUUUUUCCACCCCCGUCUUCUUCUUCAGAGCCGCUCUAGUGAUAUGGCUGUACUCUUCACUCUGCAACCCCCAAUGCUACCCUUCUCCCGCGACUGAGGCGCCGUCUAUUACCCUCCGUGCCCCGGAAUGGGGUGGCAUGAGCGCUGUUGAAUGGAUCAACACUGGCUGGGGCCGCAUCAAACUGCCCGGAAUUGGUGACAUCAUGUCUGAUCGAGGCCGCUCCAGAUUCUUAGACGAAUCAAUCUUGAGCCUCAGAGCGCUGAAGUACUGGGGUAUCAGUAGGAUCUAUGAGCAAGUUCUGACACGACUACGAGCGCCCUAA
This is a messenger RNA of Aspergillus eucalypticola CBS 122712, 2502 nucleotides long. Its product is annotated as early growth response protein. The coding region runs from base 1 to 2502 and encodes 833 amino acids. Lineage: Eukaryota; Fungi; Ascomycota; Eurotiomycetes; Eurotiales; Aspergillaceae. Gene Ontology annotation, molecular function: DNA-binding transcription factor activity, RNA polymerase II-specific; zinc ion binding; DNA binding. The record is from RefSeq and is a predicted model, not a curated record. The transcript is spliced from 5 exons. Gene Ontology annotation, biological process: regulation of DNA-templated transcription; DNA-templated transcription.